AGAUUGAGUUCGGUUCGCUUCGCACGUGAGGACUGCAGAGCCGACCGGGCCGGGGAAACUCGGGGCAUACACUUGGGCGACGCUCCCUACGAGCCCGGCGUCAUAACUCUCGCCACUUCCGGCUGCUGUUUUCUACUUCCGCGUUCGCUCUCCCACCCGCGCGCCAGACGACCGAACCGCCCGAACUGUGAGGUGCGCCGACCCGGGAGAAGGCAGGCAGGCGCUGGACGGCCAUGAGGCUGAAGGGCGGCGUUACCGAAGCCGCUGCGCUGCUCUUUCUGGUCCUGCGGCUUGACGUAUCGUACGCUUUUGAGCCCAUCACCACCACGGUGGUCCUCGGAGGCCUGGGGGCUUCGCUGCUCUGGGGGAGCGUGCAGAAUUACUUCAGGGAGGGCUGCAACGCCAAGUGGAUCGAGUUCAACGGCACCGGACUGAAGGUGGACUUGGAGGAGAAGCUGUUUGGACAGCACUUGGCGAGCCGCGUCAUUCUGAAGGCAGUGACGGGCUUUCUGAGCCACGAGAACCCCAAGAAGCCCCUAGUUCUGUCUCUGCAUGGCUGGUCGGGCACGGGCAAGAACUACGUGAGCCAAAUGAUCGCCAACAAUCUGUACAGGAAGGGCAUGAGGAGCGGCUUUGUGCACCAGUUCAUCGCCACGGCCCACUUUCCACACGCUGAGAACGUCGACGUGUACAAGGAGCAGCUGCAGCAGUGGAUCAAGGGCAACGUGAGUAGCUGUCCGCGGUCGCUCUUCAUAUUUGAUGAGAUGGACAAGCUGCAUCCCGGCCUCAUCGAUGGCAUAAAGCCGUACCUGGACUACUACGAGCACGUGGACGGGGUCUCGUAUCGCCAGGCCAUUUUCAUCUUCCUCAGCAAUGCAGGUGGAGAGAAAAUCAACAAGGUGGCUUUGGACUUCUGGAAUGAUGGCAGACAGCGUGAGGAGAUCCAGCUGAGUGACCUCGAGGCGGCCGUAUCGCUGGACGUCUUCAAUAGCAAGCAGAGUGGCUUCUGGCACACGAGCAUCAUCGACAAGAACCUGGUGGACUUCUUCGUGCCAUUCCUGCCCCUCGAGUAUAAGCACGUGCAGAAGUGUGUGAGGGAGGAGCUUAAAGUCCGCGGCAAGGCGGUCAACGAGGACACGGUGAGCGUUGUGGCCAAAGAAAUGACCUACUUCCCCAAACAAGAGCGCGUCUUCUCUGACAAAGGCUGCAAAAUCGUGGAGAAGAAGCUGGACUACUACUUGGAGGACUAGCCGGGGGGCACGGGUGAGGAGGACUAGCCAGGGGGCACGGGUGAGGAGGACGGGCCCAGGCUGGACUUACGCUUUCGGGACCGCUGGUGCACAGCUCGAGUGGACCUUCAGCGGCCCGUUGGCACACACCGCGGGGUCGAGGCCACAGUGAUGGAGGACAAGGUUGGCUCCUUGGUGGCACAGCGUCGAGUCUGCUCGACUUUAAAUGGACGCCAGUUUGAUUUAAGUAUUAAAGUUGGACUUGGAUUGGCGAUUCUAAAA
Messenger RNA from Erpetoichthys calabaricus (reedfish), 1511 nucleotides. RefSeq names its product torsin-1A-like. Bases 234 to 1250 code for a protein of 338 amino acids. The record is from RefSeq and is a predicted model, not a curated record. Gene Ontology annotation, cellular component: endoplasmic reticulum lumen; nuclear envelope; endoplasmic reticulum. Gene Ontology annotation, molecular function: ATP hydrolysis activity; ATP binding; kinesin binding. The transcript is spliced from 5 exons. Gene Ontology annotation, biological process: nuclear membrane organization; protein localization to nucleus. Lineage: Eukaryota; Metazoa; Chordata; Cladistia; Polypteriformes; Polypteridae.